Molecule: messenger RNA, 2527 nt
Organism: Manis pentadactyla (Chinese pangolin)
Lineage: Eukaryota; Metazoa; Chordata; Mammalia; Pholidota; Manidae
Product: myosin regulatory light chain 12B
Exons: 4
Coding region: 161-679 (172 amino acids)
Cellular component (GO): cytoplasm; stress fiber; myofibril
Molecular function (GO): calcium ion binding
Source: RefSeq, a predicted model, not a curated record
CCGGAGCUGGGUCCGACCGCGCCUUCCGGUCCUCCUCCCGCGGCCGGAAGUGCCGGAAGCCGUCAGCGCCGCGCCACAGCCCAGCGCUCAUCGCGCUCGCUCGUCUUCUCGCGCAGAACAGCCCGAGUUCUUGUGUCCGGUGGCGUGUUAAACAGCCACCAUGUCGAGCAAAAAGGCAAAGACCAAGACCACCAAGAAGCGUCCCCAGCGUGCAACGUCCAAUGUGUUUGCCAUGUUCGACCAGUCGCAGAUCCAGGAGUUCAAGGAGGCCUUCAACAUGAUUGAUCAGAACAGAGAUGGUUUCAUUGACAAGGAAGAUUUGCAUGACAUGCUCGCUUCCCUAGGGAAGAAUCCAACUGAUGCCUACCUUGAUGCCAUGAUGAAUGAGGCUCCAGGGCCCAUAAAUUUCACCAUGUUCCUCACGAUGUUUGGUGAGAAGUUGAAUGGCACAGACCCAGAAGAUGUCAUCAGAAAUGCUUUCGCUUGCUUUGAUGAGGAAGCAACUGGCACCAUUCAGGAAGACUACCUGAGGGAGCUGCUGACAACAAUGGGAGAUCGGUUUACGGAUGAGGAAGUGGAUGAGCUGUACAGAGAAGCACCUAUUGACAAGAAGGGCAAUUUCAAUUACAUUGAGUUCACACGCAUCCUCAAACAUGGAGCAAAAGACAAAGAUGACUGAAAGAACUUCAACUAAAACCUUCUGUUACUUUGUCCUACUCUGUUUUCAAUUUCCCACUUUCCUCCACCCUCAUAGAUCUGUUGCAUGCAAAUUAGUUUCACAGCUUUGCCUCUUUUUUUGAUGUAUUUAUUCUAGACUUUUCUGCCUCUUAGCACUUGUAUGAUCAGACUGCAAAUGGGGUUGAGGUUGUAAAUUGUACUGAAAAAGAGAUUGCGAAUAAAAAUCAACAAAUGUGAAAGCCCAGGAAAAUAUAUCUGGUAUUUCUGGUUUUGCUGGAUUUUUACAUUUUUGUAAUAAAAAUGCUAUUUUGAAAUAAAGAUGAUGCUGACUCAAAUGAAAUAUAGUGGAAAGUUAUACAAAUAAAUGGUAGUUGGGAAUAGUCCUAUUUUCAGAUUUCCAACUUCAUGUAAUUCAGAUUACAUGGUAUAACUGAUUCUUAAUGUAUAUGUGACAGUGUUCUUAAGAACUUUUUAGUAUAAAUUAGCAUCAUUAUGUGUAAAAACUAGUUAUGCCUUUUUUUCCACACUUAUAGUAGGCCAGAUGUUUACUGAAUUAUAACUAUAGAAUGUAUCUUCGAAGAAAAGAAUAUUGUUGAACAUGUACUGUGUGUAAAGCAUUGCAGAUGGAUGAUUUUCAAUGACUUUUCCCAACAACCUUGUGAGAAAAACCCUGUAUUUCAACUGCGCUGCAAGUAGUUGAGUGAUUGAUAGUCACUAUUAAUGAGAGUUGGGAUUCCAACCUAGGGGCCUAACUCCAGAGCUGAUGGAGCUGGAACCACUGUGCUGUCUCUAUGAUAGGUCCCAAAUGCCUAAGGGGUCAUUUCCCUUAAAUUCUAACAUAAUUUUGUAGUCAUUACUGAAAUUUAAAAUAGUUUGGGAGGAAUUGGUUAUGUGAACAGAAUUUCAAAAAAUUCUAUCCAGGCUAAAAAUAGGCAAAAAAUUAUGUGCAAUGUAAUAUUUCAAGGCAGUUCAUAUGGCGUGGACUGUAGAUUAGAGGGAAGGACUGAAAAACAUACAAGCCUGCUGCUAUAAGCUCGUUCAAAACCCUCAAGGCCAAGCAAUAUGAGAAGCAGGAGAGAAAAACCUAAAAAAGGGGAAAAAAUCCACUUAGAAAGUCCCAGUGUUCAACACCUGUUCCUCUAGCACCAUGCUUUAACCAGUGGAGCUAAUUGGCCAGCACGUCUUGAGUUGGGUUUUUUAAAACUCAGCCUAGCAUGCUGGAGCAGGAGUAGGGAAACAGGUCCUCACAGAAAAGUAGAUUAUAAAAAGGGAGCCUUUAUUUUAGCCGGCCGGCAACUCCCAAGGAGCAAGCUCUCCAAGUGCAGCCCCAAGCCCCCGUUACAACAUCCUUUCACCAGUGGAGCUAACUGGCCGGCACAUUCUUGAGUUAGGUUUUUUAACACAGCCUAGCUACUGUGUACAGGGAGGAGAGGCAUGAGUACAGGGAGCAAGAAGGCUUACAAUCAACUGGCUAUUGCAUUUUUCAGGGAAGACAUGAGGGAGGCUUGGACUAGGGAAGUGGUAGAGGAGGUGGCUAUAAAAUGCCUCUCCUUUGUCCCACCUAUUUCCUCUGCUCCAGCCUGGUCUUGUUUACCUUAUCUCUGGCAUCAUUUUAACUGCAUUUAUUCUAUUACUCUGCUUAAACUCUGAUUUGAAAGAUUGUGAGGGAAAAAAUUUUCAAGAUUAAAAGCAAGAAAAACUUAGUUUCUUCCAUGCCUUUUGACCUGACAUCCCAUUCUGUUUCAUCUCUAGUAUCUAAAUAAAAGUUGUGGGAUUCAGUAUUACCAGGCACCUGGGUAGGACCUUGUUCCUCUCUGUGCCCAAUAAAUAUUAGUGAUGAUGAUGAAAA